Messenger RNA from Racocetra persica, 858 nucleotides. Lineage: Eukaryota; Fungi; Glomeromycota; Glomeromycetes; Diversisporales; Gigasporaceae. The record is from the annotation of a GenBank genome assembly.
AUGUCUAACACAACAAGAAGUACACGUCCUGUAACUCGAGCAUAUGCAGCCCAACAUCAAAUAAAAAUUGACCCAUUGCCUCCUGCUAGUCAUCAUCCUGAACCGAGUCGACGUCGAACAAGAAAUAGAAAUAACAGUAUAACUUUAUAUCAAAGGAGACACUCGUCACGAAGGCAGCGAGGUGCAUCUUCUCAGCAAUCUCGAGCUCAAAACCAACAACGAAAAUUGACACUCGCACAAAUAAGGGAAAAAUCUUCCUCACCUCAACAAGAAGAACUUGAAAUUCAACAUAGGCGAUAUAGGCAAUUGACACCUUACUAUGUUCGUGAAGAAUCAAACCAGCAAACAUCCUCUCCUCAAUAUUUACAAACUAUACCUGAAUCACCACGUCAAUUGCAUGAAAGAUUGCAUGAAAGUGGGCCGAUCAUUACGUCCGCUACGGGUGUUAGUCAUGAUGAAUGGUUUAAUUAUAAUGAUAGUCCCGAUCUCACCGGCCAAAAUCCUGAAGAGUUUGAUUCAUAUUCGUAUGAUGCAUCGCAAUCACAAUCUCCCGAAUUUCUGUCAACAAGCACGCAACCUAUACGAGAUGAAGAUCAAAUUGAGAUAGAAUUUCAACCAGAACAACCACAAUUCGUGGAACCUUUAAGCAUUAUUAGGUACAAUGCGUUUUAUUAUGAAGAUGACUAUGGUCAACCAAUUACCCGACCAUUUCAAAGACGACAACUAGUACCUGCAAUUGCUGAUGUAGAAGGAUCUUUAAUCCGAAAUUCGACAAGUUAUCCACAAAUAAAUAACGUUCGCAGAAAUAGUCAACAAAAUAAUUCUCACCAUCCAAACGGAAUUUCACACGAAAAUUGA